Molecule: messenger RNA, 1215 nt
Organism: Mycena citricolor
Lineage: Eukaryota; Fungi; Basidiomycota; Agaricomycetes; Agaricales; Mycenaceae
Source: the annotation of a GenBank genome assembly
AGAAUUGAUGAAAACCGACCGCAUUGGGACUGCAAGAAAGACGCGGUUGCAUCGGAUAUUCGAGCAUGUGGACCAGAUAGCCAACGUCAGGGGAGAAGAAGACGGCCAGAACACGUUCUGUAGGCCCCAAAUUACGAAAGCAACGACAGACUUAGGCGCCACAAAGUCUGGCAGAAAGCAGGUUAAGCCGACGUCAGGGGGGCCGUGUGUGGAGGUCGAGCGCUCAGGGACUUAGAAGAUGAAAGAUGAAUGUCUGAAUCGAUGAGAGCUUGGAACAAUCAGAAGGAGUGACCGAAGGAUAACUCUGGAUUCCGAUAGGAUAGGUUUCGUCAGCACAAUGACCGCUUCGUCUGACAGCCCGUGACCGCACGUGAGACAGGUGAUCAACUGCUCAGCUCACAGCACAGCCUCCUCUGUCCUCAAGUUUCCUCAAGACAAGCGAUGGGUUUCGCACACAACAACGUCCUCCACGCCAACCACUUCCGGAAGGACUGGCAGCGUCGCGUUCGCACUUGGUUUGACCAGCCCGGACGCAAGCUCCGUCGUCGCACUGCCCGCAAGACCAAGGCCGCCACCCUCGGUGUUCGCCCUCUUGAGCCUCUGCGCCCUGCCGUCCGAGGACAGACCGUCCGCUACAACCGCAAGGUUCGCGAGGGACGGGGCUUCACCCUCGGUGAACUCAAGGCGGCUGGUAUUGGACGCAAGGAGGCGCGCGGUGUUGGCAUUGUCGUGGAUCACAGGCGGCGAAACUUGAGCGAGGAGGGCAAGAAGCUGAAUGUCGACCGCCUGCUCGCAUACAAGUCGAAGCUAAUCGUGUUCCCUCGCAAAGCCGGCAAGCCCAAGAAGGGGGACUCUACCGGCGACGACCUUACGGCCACGACGACUCGUGCUGCGUUCCCCCUGCCCGAAUCUUUCAUCGCCGAGGCACCCCGCAAAAUCACUUCCGAGGAGCGCGAGUUCGAGGCUUUCCGUGCUCUGCGUGUGGCACGUGCCAACAAGAGACACGAGGGUGCUCGCAAGGCCCGCCAAGCCAAGAAGGAGGAGGAGGAGGCCAACAAGAAGAAGUAAGCUGGAUCUUCUUCCUGUUCGGUUGCUUCUGUUCUCUCUCUCUACACUCAAAACGUUGCGAGUAUAUUGCCCCCAUGCCCUACUGUACUAUGAGACAAUACUAUGCGCAUCACCUCCAUAAGUCUAUUGGUAUCAACGACAUCUAUA